Soboliphyme baturini is the source of this 735-nucleotide messenger RNA. NCBI's taxonomy places the organism in Eukaryota, Metazoa, Nematoda, Enoplea, Dioctophymatida, Soboliphymatidae. The record is from the annotation of a GenBank genome assembly.
AUGACUUGUGGUCAUCGUGCUGCUUUAUCACUGAAACGAUUUUACCGGUACGUAGAUGUUGCGCAGAACGACAAAAAGCAAUAUCUGGUGUCUUUGGAUGGUCGGCGCAUUAAGACUCCGUUGGGUAACCUGUUUACAGUUGCUUCUGAACCGCUAGCGUUGGCGGUCAUGCAGGAGUGGGACUCACAAAUGUUUCGUGUCGACAUGAAUCGAAUGCACCUGACCAGUCUUUGCAUAACGGCCAUCGAUAAUGUUGCGAAUCAAACUACUGACAAUAUCGUCGACGAGAUUCUAAAGUUCUUCGACAACGAUACGUUGUUUUUUAUGUGCCUCCGGCCUGAAGGACUCAGUGAGCUGCAGAAGUGGCGAUGGGGAACCAUGAUCGAUUGGGCAAAGGUAAUCAUAAAUGUUCAUGCUGAUUAUGAUACUAUUAUGCGUUACUUCUCAGCGUACGGAUUCGACGCGCUCAUCGGCUGCAGCUAUGCGGCAGAGGUUCUCAAAAGCGUGUUGUUGCUGUUGGCAUUGAUGGAGGGCCGCAUCACCGUCGAAGAGGCUGUCGACUUGACCACUUUGGAACAGCAAUUCCAGAUGAAGACGUGGGGACGUGUCGAAUGGGCGCAUGACGUCGAGUUCCACGAAAUGUGCAGUCGCUUGGGAGCCGCCAUGACUUUCAUCUACUUUAGCACAAAUUCGCAGUCCACCUCCAAGGUCAGCACGGACACCAAGCUCGAAUGA